Molecule: messenger RNA, 1059 nt
Organism: Aspergillus caelatus
Lineage: Eukaryota; Fungi; Ascomycota; Eurotiomycetes; Eurotiales; Aspergillaceae
Exons: 2
Coding region: 1-1059 (352 amino acids)
Source: RefSeq, a predicted model, not a curated record
AUGGCGAUCAAUCAGAUUCCACGCAUCAUUGGCUUCCAAAUUCUGCGCUCGCUCAAUCUCCUCAUUUCCUCUGCAGGCGACAUUGACCUACUGGGUCUGGCCAAAGACUUUUUCUGGAGUCUCCCCGAUCAAGAAGCAGGCAUCCCAGAUGCCCUGUUCUACACAUAUAUGAUUGAUACAGUCAUAAACAGCCUCAUUGAUUACUAUCUCAGCCAUGUGGUCGCAAUUAUGCUGAUUCUCGAAAGCGAGAGGCUACAUGCUACCAACCAGAGUACAGCUGACUUCGUCAAUGACAACAUCCAGAAUCAACCAACUACUCGCAGCUUGACCCGAACUUCUUCGUUCCUGUACCGUAUGGGUGGUCUGCGGGUUUUCCUAAAAGGUCUCCAGACGGGAAUCGUGUACCGCGCUGUCCACUUUGCCCUUGCAAGUCUAUUACAGAUGGUACUCUUCCGACAUGAUCUUCUCAGGCCCAUCGCGCAUGUCAUAUCCACCGUGGUGUUAGCGGAACUCCACAUGGCCUGGACACACGCCACUAUAUCCGCAACCUCAUCCACAGGGUCUCUGUUAAAACUGCGCCACAAUCACAAAGCAUGGAGGAAGCUACUCACACCAUCCUUCGUCUGCGCUGCGGCCCGCGCAGUAAUCGAUUAUCUUCCCGAUGCCGCUGACUCUUCAUUCAACCUAUUCUUCAAGCAGGCCAGCACACGUGACCCCUCAGAACAUUAUAUUGCAUACUUUGAAGUAUCAACCAUGUUACCAACACUUAUCCUUCGCAUGAUUGUCAUGCUCCCGGCUUCUAUUGCAUUGAUCUUAGUAGAGGCGAGCUUUCUCCCGGAAACGGAGACCACAAUCGUUCCUUCCACUCAGGGCCGGAGAGCAAGGAUGUCUGCAUUGGUCUGGGGGAAGAUCAGCAAAGUUCGAUCGGGUUUUCCUGGUGUAUAUGGGCUUGUGCGGGGGUCCACAUUCUUCUGGAUGUGGGAGCUGCAUGCUAAGAGGUGUUUACUACAGUCGGUAGUUGAUAUUAUCAGCAUGUGGUUGGAGGGUGGAUUCGAAUGA